GAAGCAGAUGGACGCGAACCCAUCACAGCGGAGACCUGCUGUGUUGUUGAAUGGGUGACAAGGUCCCAGCCACCUCACAGACCCGGUGAAGCCCCCUUUCCGUCGCAUUGUGCAGGACAGGGUCCCCCUGGAGAGAGGCAGGGAUGUACCAGGAGGUGGCCUUCCUGGCGGGCAGCACCGAGCACCAGUUCACCACCUUCCACUUCAAUCCUCUGGAGAACCCGCAGGAGGUCAGCUCCAAGAAGGGCCUGUUCUACAAGCGGGCGCAGCUCCUGCUCCAGCCCCAGCCCCGCCAGCUGGACAGCGACGAGCUGGGCCUGGCUGAUGGGGCGGCCAUCAUCAACGUGGGGGGCAUCAAGUACCGCAUCCCUUGGUCCACGCUGGAUGAGUUCCCGCUGACGCGGCUGGGCAAGCUGCGCAGCUGCAGCAACGAGGCGGAGAUCAUGGACGUGUGUGACGAUUACGACGGCAGCCGCAAUGAGUACUUCUUCGACCGCAGCCCGUUGGCCUUCCGCACCAUCGUCACCUUCCUGGCGGCGGGGAAGCUGCGGCUGCUGAGGGAGAUGUGCGCCCUGUCCUUCCAGGAGGAGCUGCUCUACUGGGGGGUGGAGGAGAACAACCUGGAGUGGUGCUGCCUCAGGAAGCUGCGGCUCAGGCAGGAGGAGUACAAGGAGCAGCAGAGGCUGGAGGACGAGGAGGUGGAGCUCACCUCGCCGCAGUCCUGCGAGGAGUCCCAGCAGCCCCCCGGGGUGGGGGGCCAGGAUGAGGGACGUAUGGCGGGCUGCAUGCGGAGACUGAGGGACAUGGUGGAGAAUCCCCAUUCCGGCCUGCCCGGGAAGAUCUUUGCCUGUCUGUCGGUGUUGUUUGUAGCUAUCACCGCCGUGACGCUGUGUGUCAGCACCAUGCCGGACCUCAGAGAGGAGGAGGAGAGGGGCGAAUGCUCCCAGAGAUGCUACAACAUCUUUGUGCUGGAGACGGUGUGUGUUGGCUGGUUCUCUCUGGAGUUCCUGCUGCGCUUCAUCCAGACACAAAGCAAGUGCAUGUUCCUGCGCACGCCUCUCAAUGUCAUCGACGCGGUGGCCAUCCUGCCCUACUACAUCACCCUCAUUGUGGACUCUCUAUCGGUGGGAGAUAAGCCUGCGGGGUCAGGGAACAAUUACCUGGAGAAGGUGGGGCUGGUCCUGCGUGUCCUCCGGGCUUUGCGGAUCUUCUACGUGAUGAGGUUGGCCCGUCACUCCCUGGGCCUGCAGACGCUCGGCCUGACGGUCAGGCGCUGUACACGUGAGUUCGGCCUGCUGUUGCUGUUCCUGUGCGUGGCCAUGGCCCUUUUUUCCCCGUUGGUGUUCCUAGCUGAGAGCGAGAUGGGCGCCAAGCAGGAAUUCACCAGCAUCCCCGGCAGCUACUGGUGGGCGGUCAUCUCCAUGACCACGGUGGGCUACGGAGACAUGGUGCCAAGAAGCAUCCCGGGCCAGGUGGUGGCGCUCAGCAGCAUCCUGAGUGGCAUCCUGCUUAUGGCGUUCCCUGUCACGUCCAUCUUUCACACCUUCUCUCGCUCCUAUCUGGAGCUGAAGGAGGAGCAGAUCCGGGCACUCAGGCAGAAGCCGGACUCCCAGGACAGCACCAAGUCCCAGAACAGCGAGGACUCGCAGGAUAUGGACAGCUACCAUGGAAUCACCGAAGCUGCCAUCGCCGCCGCACAGAGAAGGAAGUCCAUGGCCGCUCACAAGGCUGUCGAGAGCAGAAGGUCCAUGCAAACUUAA
Messenger RNA from Myripristis murdjan (pinecone soldierfish), 1760 nucleotides. RefSeq names its product potassium voltage-gated channel, subfamily G, member 2 (gene kcng2). Gene Ontology annotation, biological process: protein homooligomerization; potassium ion transmembrane transport; action potential. NCBI's taxonomy places the organism in Eukaryota, Metazoa, Chordata, Actinopteri, Holocentriformes, Holocentridae. The coding region runs from base 144 to 1760 and encodes 538 amino acids. The record is from RefSeq and is a predicted model, not a curated record. Gene Ontology annotation, molecular function: voltage-gated potassium channel activity. The transcript is spliced from 3 exons. Gene Ontology annotation, cellular component: voltage-gated potassium channel complex; membrane.